Daphnia magna is the source of this 4489-nucleotide messenger RNA. Its product is annotated as A disintegrin and metalloproteinase with thrombospondin motifs 18. The coding region runs from base 928 to 3450 and encodes 840 amino acids. Lineage: Eukaryota; Metazoa; Arthropoda; Branchiopoda; Diplostraca; Daphniidae. Gene Ontology annotation, biological process: proteolysis. The transcript has 18 exons. The record is from RefSeq and is a predicted model, not a curated record. Gene Ontology annotation, molecular function: metalloendopeptidase activity.
ACUUGGAGCUCAGAGAGGCUCUGGCCGUGGCCGCGUCAACAGGUGCUCCCUUAGACUUUUUCCCUAAUACCGUCCGACCAACCUCCUUAUCUUCGUACUACUUUUGCUGACUAAAGAAAAGAAAGAACCUCACCGCAUCGCGCUGUUGCAGUUGUUGUUAUUGUUGUUGUUUGUUGUUGCUUCCUUUCCGAGAGCGCGCGCGCGCUCUCUCACUUUUGAUUCCACCAGCGCAACGAGUGACCGGAUUUUGUUAUUCGUCGUUUGUUUCGUCAAAGAACUCGAAAAAAGAGCAAAGGAAGAAGUUAAAGAAUUGAAACGAAAAGAAGAAAGUGCCGUCCAUUUUUAUCCGAGUGACUCGAACGCUGCCAUUUGAUCAAUUGUUAUCGUUUGUUUUCAUUUGAUGAGGGCUCAUUUCGAUUGAGAAAAUGAACAUUAUUCGGCAGUGUUUUCUUAUCGAUAUAGCGACAACAUCGAUGCUCGUUGAAUCUCUAUAAAGAUUUCGUUCGUUGGCGUUGCGAUUCCGAUUCGAUUCGCUAACCGUUCAGCCGAAACCACAUCCCCUUUUUCACACACAAGUGCGACCUUUAUUAUUUUGCAUACCGCUGUGUUCGUCUGAAGUUUUGCAACUCUUCUCUACACGAUCGUCGCUACCUGAGUCUGCGCCGAUCUCGAUCGCCAAGAGUUACGACAAGGCCCAAGCGACUUUCUCCUCUCAGCUUGGCUUCUCGUUUUUUGUGCAAUUGGGCUUGGAAUUAAUUUGUUCAAAGCCGCGAGGAGCCGCAGUUGAAACGUCACCACUACCCGGCCUUUCCAGCAUUUCUCCGUCGGCCUUUUGUUUUGUUUUUCGAGGACAACCCAAGAGCAUUGUUUUCUACUUUUCCUACUGCAGCUGCCAUAUUUAACCCACUCCAACAUCUUGUUUGAAUCAUGUCUUAUACCCGCAUUUAUCUCGCCGUGGCUGUCCUCUACCUUGCCACAGUUCAACUGCCCUUCACUGCUGCCAACAAUCAAGUCCAUCAUGACAUGACGCCCGACGAAUUGCGGCGGGUUUUCCAUGUCGACUCGCAUGAUCAAGUUCCAAACUAUGAAGUCAUUAACUUGCGAUCAAGGGUAAGGCGCGACGCAGAGCGAGAUAUCCGCCAUGUCGACCUGUCCGCAUUUGGCACACGAUACAACCUACGACUGGAACGUAACGAACAGCUGCUUCGUGGCGGCAACAAGGUUCGCGUGUGGGUGGCCGAUUCGCCAUCCGCCGACCAAAUGGAUGGAAACCGAACCCAAUUUGGAGGGAUCACUCUCGAGGAGUUGCCUCAGGACGAUGAUAUCGGUACCAUCUAUCAGGAUACGGAUACGGAGGCAGCAGUGCUAGUCAACCACGACGCUGUAGACGACGCCCUCAUUCUGGAUGGAACUAUCGGGAGUGAAUUGGUCAUCCGUCCUCUGCCAGCAAAGCAUCGCCAACUGCACCAUAAAUCGGCCGGAGUUCAGCUGCAGAGCGGCUCGCACGACGACGAAAUGUUCAUGGAUGAGGAAGAUUUCCGCUCGGCCGAUUUCAUGACCCCGUCGCCACCGUCGACGUUGCCACCAGCCAACGACACUGAGAAUGCUUUAAUCCGCAAAAAGCGCUCCGUCUAUGAUUUGAAGCACAGCAUCGGUUCCCACAUUGUUUACAAGCGAGCCGCCAUCCAAUCCGAUGACGACUAUGCAUUUAUGGAAAUGGAUUUGCCCCCAACGGGGAAAUCACAGCGUAUGCCACGCCAGAAACGCAGCGCUCCACCUACUAUCUAUCCUGAAAUUCUAGUGAUCGUCGACUACGACGGUUACAGGUUACACAACGGUGAUAACGCUGAGAUCAAGAAGUAUUUCGUCUCCUUCUGGAACGGAGUUGAUUUGCGUUACAAGUUACUUAAAGGACCUAAAGUGCGCAUCAGCAUCGCAGGCAUCAUCAUCUCUAGGGGACGAGAUGCGACUCCUUAUUUCGAAAAGAACCGUGUCGGACGCAACGCCAUCGACUCAACAGCCGCCCUGACUGAUAUGGGAAAGUACCUGUUCCAAGAGAGGCGUUUACCCGUUUACGACAUUGCCGUCGCAAUAACCAAAUUGGACAUGUGUAGACGUGAAUUCGUUUCGGACGAUUGCAAUCGGGGAACUGCCGGAUUUGCCUACGUCGGAGGGGCCUGCGUCGUUAACAAACGCCUUGAGAAAGUCAACAGCGUAGCCAUCGUCGAGGACACUGGUGGAUUCUCUGGUAUCAUCGUCGCUGCCCAUGAAGUCGGCCAUUUAUUGGGCUCCGUUCAUGACGGUUCCCCGCCGCCCAGCUACUUGGGAGGACCAGGUGCGCAACGUUGCCGCUGGGAAGACGGUUACAUCAUGAGUGACUUGCGACACACUGACCGCGGCUUCAAGUGGUCCUCUUGCAGCAUUGCGCAGUUCGACCAUUUCCUCAAUGGGGAAACUGCCACCUGCCUGUUCAACAGCCCGCACGAGGACGCUGUUCUUCCCCGUGUUUUACCUGGAAAACUGCUCAGCCUUGAUGCCCAGUGUCGGAUGGAUCGUGGCACAUCUGCCUGCUUCAAAGACGAUCGUGUCUGCGCCCAGCUGUUCUGUUUUGACGCUUCGUCCGGCUAUUGCGUCUCCUACAGGCCGGCAGCAGAAGGUUCCGCUUGUGGUGACGGACAGAUUUGCAACAACGGACGUUGUAUAGUGGAAAACGAAAAUGCCAUUCCCGACUACGCCGAGGAUAUCGGUCUCAAUUCUUUCCUGAAACGAACAGAUACCAUCCUGGCGGCCACGGAACCUAAGCCGUUCUUUAGUGGAGGUCUGGCAUCAACAGCGCACGUUUUCAACCCGACAACUCCCAAAGCAACAACAACCACGUCUAAAAUCACAACUACCACUAGUAAACCAACAACAACAACUACCAAGGCGACAACAACCACGAUUAAAGCAACAACAACCACUGUGACUACAACUUCAAAGCCUUUGAUCACGACCAUUCCGUGGUGGCACACGAGUUCCAAGAGUUCGACACCAUCUACGAGAUGGUGGAAUAAUUGGACCAAACGAUCAACCCCGGCGUCGGUAGACUCGCAAUCGGCCAACACGCAACCUGCGGCGUCAUCCUUGUCUAUUGCGCCAUCCACUGUUCCAGCUACGACGAUUACUACACCUCGUCCUACACUUAGCGUAACAAGAUUCCGGCCAACGACGACCACCACCCCAACGACCACAACAGAAAAAACAACUGCACGCACAUCUCCUGCCCCUAGCCCGGUCUCUAAUAAAUUUUCCAGCUCUGGUGUCAAUGAAUUAUGUGAGGAUCGAAUAACCAAAAUCGCUGGAUCCAUGUCCUGCCAAGAUUUCUUACAGCGUUACGGUUUUCAAUACUGCCGCCAGCCUUAUAUCAUGAAAAAUUGUUGCGCAUCACAGCAACGAUACUGCCCUAACUAAAACACACACAAAAAAAAAGACCAGUGUGCUUGCGAUUACAGAAAAACAUUAUUCCAGACACGCGAAAAUCAGAAUUUAAUGUCGCUUGCGGCUCAGUGGCGGAACAGAGACAACAGACUAUACUUCGGCGUCAUUUGAUCGAUGAAGAAAAAAAAAAAAUAGAAAAAAAAAAAAAAAAGAAUUAAGAGAAAUGACGAGGUGCGUUCACGAUCUCCGAUUUACUGGAAAUUGUCGACAGAGACUGCCGCCACAUGAUAAUACCCAUUCGCAUAAUUUUCGUGCAUAAAGAUUAGUUCAAAGACCCAUUUCCGUUGUUAGAUGUGACCAAGGGUCUUUUCGUUUUCAUUAUUAUUUUUUUAAAUCCAUUAAAAUUCUGUUUAUUAUGCUCGUAAUUAAAGAAAACAAACAAAACUAAAGAAAAAAAAUUUGAAUUUAUCGCGCUGGUCUGUUCCUAAGACACGAACGUUCUUGCAAAUGUUAUAUGACUUAAGCCCUCCUAUUGGUUGGACUCACUGGUAUAUAUAACGGCUACAAAAAUCAAUGAUGCUCCCACUGGAUGGUGAUGACCAUAACGAACGAAAUGAUUGCAAACAAACCAGUCUUGCCUGUGUGAGCUCUGAAGCCUCACUGUACAGAUGUACAGACUCGUGUGCCCUUUUUUUUUUUCUUCUUCUGGUGUACAAGAUUUUGUGCCUCAUUGAUAGAUUGUUUUUGUUUUUCUUCUGCCCCCCCCUGCCCCCACGUUCUCCCCAUUCCCUAAUUACCGUGCAAGCCCCAAUUGAAAUACUAGACCAUUCGCUUGAUGUACGCGUGCCUUUGUUGAAACGAAACAAUUUUUUAUUUUAUUUUAAACCAAUUUUUUUUCUCUCUCUCUUUCUGUUGUGGAUAAUUGCGCGGUGUUUGUGAAUCGAAUGCAAACCUAUCAAGUUUGCACGGCGUGCGGUGCCUGCGUUUACCGGUUGUCUCGAAUAUUGUACAGUGGUUUUUUGAUCUAUCUUUUUCUAGAAACAAAAAUAAUGGAUGAAGGAUAUUCAAAAUA